AUGCGUGAAUGUAAAUUAUUAUCCAGAAAUCUGCUGCUGUUGGUUUCUGAAGUUAUUUUUCUAUCUAGAAAGCUAGGAAAUAUAUUUGUCGUCAACCUGGCUAUUGCAGACUUGGUAGUGGCCAUCUACCCAUAUCCACUUGUCUUGACAUCUGUAUUCCGUAAUGGAUGGAACCUGGGAUACUUUCACUGCCAAAUCAGUGGUUUCUUCAUGGGUCUAAGUGUCAUUGGAUCAAUAUUCAACAUUACAGGCAUUGCUAUUAAUCGAUAUUGCUACAUCUGCCACAGCCUCAAGUAUGACAAGCUGUAUAGUGACAAGAAUUCUCUGUGCUACGUCAUUCUCAUCUGGAUCUUAACAUUUGUUGCCAUCCUGCCCAACCUGUUUGUUGGAUCUCUACAGUAUGAUCCCAGGAUCUACUCAUGCACAUUUGCACAAUCUGUGAGUUCAACAUACACAAUAGCAGUGGUUUUUUUCCAUUUCAUGCUUCCUAUAUCCAUAGUUACAUUUUGUUACUUGAGGAUAUGGAUACUCGUUAUUCAGGUGAGGCGAAGGGUUAAACCUGACAACAAGCCCAAACUGAAGCCACAUGACUUUAGAAACUUUGUCACCAUGUUUGUUGUGUUUGUACUGUUUGCAGUAUGCUGGGCUCCUCUGAACUUUAUAGGCCUUGCUGUGGCCGUGAACCCAGACACAAUAAUCCCCCGGAUUCCGGAGUGGUUGUUUGUAUCCAGCUACUACAUGGCAUAUUUCAACAGCUGCCUUAAUGCUAUUAUAUAUGGACUCCUGAACCAGAAUUUCAGAAGAGAAUAUAAGAGAAUUAUUGUCACAAUUUGUACAGCCAAAGUGUUUGUUCAGGAGAGUUCUAAUGAUGCAGCAGACAAAAUGAAAAGCAAACCAUCACCACUGGUUACGAACAACAAUCAAGUGAAGGUAGAUUCUGUGUGAAAUCAGGAGCAUUACUCUUGUUACUUUACAGCACUCAAACACUUGAUCCGAUUUUAUUAUACUGAAGGCACUUAGACAUGGUUUUUCAUGCAGUAUUUGUGAGCCAAAGUAACACAGGCUUGAUAUAAAGAGCCUCCUGUUUGCAAUGACCUAUCUUUUAAAU
Molecule: messenger RNA, 1108 nt
Organism: Alligator sinensis (Chinese alligator)
Lineage: Eukaryota; Metazoa; Chordata; Crocodylia; Alligatoridae
Gene: MTNR1A
Product: melatonin receptor 1A
Exons: 3
Coding region: 1-945 (314 amino acids)
Biological process (GO): G protein-coupled receptor signaling pathway
Cellular component (GO): membrane
Molecular function (GO): melatonin receptor activity
Source: RefSeq, a predicted model, not a curated record